AUGUCGGGAUCCAACCUCUCCGACCGGUCCGCCGCCUCUACUCAUCCGGUCGUGAAGCCGCCGAAUCCCUUCGACUCUUCCGCCGGCUCCACCGCCGCCACUCUUCCGAUCCUGCCUACAUCCGACCACAUCGACGGCACAGCCAACCUCUUCGUCCUGAACCGUGACGCCGACUGGCUAGCGAUCGACGCCACCAUCAUCAGGUGGCUCUUCCUCACCGAUGAUGCAUGCACGGUGUGGAACAAGAUCGUCGGCCUCUUCACCGACAACAAGCUCCAACGGAUCGUCUUCCUGCAGCAGGAGUUCUUCGGGUGCCAUCAAAACGACUCCUCCGUCGACGCCUUCUGCAUGCGUCUCAAGACCCUCUCCGACGAGCUCAAUGACAUCGACUUCAAGGUGGGCGACGAGUUGCUCCUCUCCAGCCUCACCGCCGGCCUCAAUGAGGAUCUCGGCAACGCCGCCUCCAACCUCACCCUCAUGGCGAACCCCACCUACGAGCGGGCGGUGGCUUAUCUUCGUCUCGAAGAACGCCGGUUGAAGCAUCUUCGCUCCCAUGCCGUUCAUACCGCCUUCGCCGCUGGCUACUCGCGCGGUGGCCCCGCGCCCUCACGCGCGCCUCCCGGCUUCCCAGCGCCGUACCAGGCGCCCCGGCCACCGGCGCCUUCCGCGCCGCAAGGCGCCUACGGCGCCUCCUACCAGCAGCGGCCACCGGCUCCUCCUGCGGCUCUUCCCCAACAACCGCCGCAGCAGCAGCCCCAGCAGCAGCAGCAGCAGCGCCAGAGGUGCCGCGGCCGCGGCAAAGGCCAGACGCAGCAGCAACAGCCGCGCCCCGGGCCUGUCCAGCAGCAGCCGACGCCGCCUUGGGGGGGUGGCCACAACCCCUGGACAGGGUUUGUGCACGCCUACACCAUGCCCGUGCCCCGCCCACCCGCUCCGAGCCUCCUUGGGCCCGGUCCCUCCAGCCAUCAGGCAUUCUUCGCCGGUCCGCAACCCGGUCCGGUCGCUCCACCGGCCUACUACUCUCCUGCUCCGGUUGGCUAUGGCGGGCCAACCACCAACACAAGCGUGACUGGCUCCUCCGGCUAUCCCGCGCCGGUCUCUUAUGAUCCGGCCCUACUUGUUGCUCUUCAUCAGCAGCCUCCGGUCAGGGCUUAUUCCGGCGGUGGCGAUUGGUUUAUGGACACCGCUGCAUCUUCGAACAUGGCCGCUUACCCGGGUAACCUCUCUUCUGCGUCUCCUAUUCACACUUCUUCUCGUAUCAUUGUCGUCUGUGUUCGUAAACUUUCUCGAGAUAACUCUGUAACUGUGGAAUUUGACGAAGUUGGUUUUUCUGUUAAGGACGCCCUCACCCGGAUGGGCGCCCCCUGGACGCACGGCACCCCGGCUCCUGCCCGCUGCUUCGCCAGGCUCACCGACCUCCGAGCCGGCCUCCACGUCGGCCUCCACGCAGGCCUCCCCGGCUGCUUCAUCGCCGGGCCCCGCGCCGGCCUCUGCGCCGGCCUCUCCAGCUGCUUCAUCGCCGGGCGCCGCGCCGGUUUCUGA
Molecule: messenger RNA, 1542 nt
Organism: Aegilops tauschii subsp. strangulata
Lineage: Eukaryota; Viridiplantae; Streptophyta; Magnoliopsida; Poales; Poaceae
Source: RefSeq, a predicted model, not a curated record